UUUACUGUUAUCGCACGUGAAGAACUGAAGAGACGGAAGUAGCUUAUUAUCGAAAGUAGCGUUGUGUUUACACCGAGAGACUGAAUAGUGAAUAGUCCAUGUAAAGGCAUAUUCUAAAUAAAGAAUACUGCCAACUUUCGCACUAUUUUAAUUUGAUGUAAUUCGAAAAUGGAGAAUAUAGAGCUCGUUAUUGGCACAUAUGAGAAUUUAAUGCUGGGCUAUAAAGUGAUCAAAACAAAGAAUGAAGUAAGAUUUAGUCUAGACUUUGACUUAUUUAAAUUAACAUUAGUAACAUUAGCCGUUUUAGAAACCAUUAUAACAUUAUACUACUAAUACUAUUCUGAGUAUUCUCAGUAACAUUUACAGGGGAGUCAUUUGGGUAGGGCAGGGUGGGGUAUUAGCCCUCCCCCCUCGAAUAUACAGGUUUUAUUUAAAUUGCCAUGUUCUAUGGCCUCUGCAGUUAUAAAAAACAAGCCAACCAAGUUUUGCCCCCCCCCCCCCCCAAAUUACGCCCCUGCCCAGUAAAUUUAAUACUAGCCUUACUUAUUACUUAAUUUACUUAUUCCAUUAAUCAUUUAAUCAAAGUCGGUAAUCUGAUUACCAUCAAAGUCUUAACCUAACUCAUCCUAAUUGAACUAAUUGAUUGAAUUUGAAUGACUGACAUUGACUCCACUUAUGAUUGAGACGCGCUCAACACGGAGUGUUGACAGUAAUGAAAUAGCAAUACAAGUAAAGUCCUUAAGAAAGUCUUACUAGUACUACCCUAAAUAAACAGUAGCACUAAAUAAAAUGACUAAAACUUACUAUAUAGGUAGCAAGAGAAGAGCUGUUGUAAAUUUAGUAAAUGGACAUUGUGAUUAUACUGUAGGCCUGUUAUACAAAUGUAUACUUACCAAUAGAGGGAGGUACCUUACUAUUUAUACUAGGCAACUGUUUUGUCCCUGCAUUUAUUUAUUUACAAUCUAAAUAGUGUAGUCUAGUGUAGUAACUGUUGUGUUGCUUUAGGACACAAACACAGGAGUGAAUGUUAAUAGUCAAAACUUGGUACUGUGCUCAGAUGCUCUGAGGAAAUUUUUUUAGUACCGUUACCUAUAUAUUAUAUGCUAUGAGUAUGUUGUUUCCUUAUCUUACCUUUACUUAAGGCUUAAGGACAAAUUGGAUUUACUCAUCUGGAUCAUAUAACGCUUCAAUAUGAAAUAACAUCAUAUUGGAAAUGCUCUCUACCUAAAUAUAAUAAUUGGCAAGGCAGGGAGUAAAGGCAAAGCAGAACAAUUUCAGACCAGACUUUUUCCAAUUGUUAGAAAUUAGCUAGUUUUUUUUCCAGUUUUUAGAAGGUUGGGGAGGGUUGUUUCAAGAUCUUCUGAAAUGAAUUAGUGCUUAGUUUAUAAUUAUUUGUAUUAGUCUGUUUUUUUUUUCAAUUAGUUUGGAGGGUUGCACAGUAUGUUUAGGAGCUGCAUGAUUUAAAUAUGAUUAAUUAUUAGAUGAUUUUAGAAUGUAUAUCUAACGAAAUCAACUUACACCCAGCUUUACAGCCUGGAUGUAAGCUUUACAGAUGACUCUCACAGAGGUGCUUUAAGAUCAAUUGGAGUUUCACCAAUUGGCAUUCUAGCUUCCAGUAGCACAGAUGAUUCUAUAAGGCUGCACAAUCUUAAUAAAAGAAGGGAUAUUGGAGGCCUUUUUGAACAUACUGGUAGGCUCCAAUUAAUGUUUUUCCAGGCUUAAUUAUAUGGCUUAAAAAUAUAUUAAUUAAAAAACAAAUUGUUUAUGUUUUUAUCAAAUUUUAUUUGAGUAUAAUAUAUUUCAUUUAUAUUGUAAUUGUCCCUAGGUACAGUAAAUUGUCUCACAUUUUAUGGAACAAGCCACAUGUUUUCAGCUAGUGAAGAUGGAAAUAUUUGUAUGUGGAAAAGUAAAAACUGGGAAAUGCUCCGCACUCUAAAAGGCCAUAAGUAAGUUUUAAGAUAUGACAGUUAGUUCCUCAAUGAAAAUUUAACAUUUAUGUGUAAGCAUUCAGAAAAGUCAUAAGUACUUAUAUGUCUUAUUUUAUGAAAAUAUAGGACCUUCAUAAAUAAUUUAAAAAUUGAUUCAUGAUCUUAAGUUGGUUUUAAGAUAUGACUGUUCCUUUUGUCAAUUUAACAUUAUGUGUGAAAAUUCAAGAAAGGCCUUAGUAAUUACCGGUAUAUGUCUUAUUUCAUUAAGAUACGGGGCCUUCAUUAAUAAUGUUAAUAUCUCAGUCUAUUAUGUUUGUUAGUAGAUUCACUUUGUAUUUCACUUUGUUUAGAGCUAAAGUAAUACAAAUUUUAAAGUAGAUGUAUUGAAUGUGGAAAUUAUUGUGUUUUUAUUUUUAUCUUAACUGAAAUUGGAGGAAAAUAUUUUUUGACUCUCUCUUAUAAUUUUAACCAUUUAGAUCUCAUGUGAUGUCCAUAGCUGUACACCCCAGUGGAAAACUUGGCCUUUCAGUUGGCAGCGACAAAAGUUUUUUGACAUGGGACCUAGUCACUGGGAAGAUGGCAUUUCAAAGAAGACUAAAAGAAUGUAAAUAAACAUAUGCUUUUGUUAACUCCUAAAUAAUAGAGAUUUAAAGAAUACUUUUAUACAUUUUAGUAAGCCUGUAUCUUGAAAUAAACUUUUUUUGGAAUUGAUUGGAUCAAAUAUACAAAAAAAGAAAUAAAGAGCUCAAUUUUUUUUUUUAUAUUUUUUUUUCAGUGGCACAGAUUGUUUUAUUUACAAAUAGUGGUGACCAUUAUAUUUUGGUUUACCAAAGAAAGAUUGAAGUUUGCUCGCUUGAGGUGAGUGGAUAGUUUUAUAAAUGGUCAUUUUUAAGAAGAGAUAAAUUAAAGGAUAUAUUUAAAGUUUUUUCAAAAUUUAUUUUCUCUUUUUUAGGAUACUUCCACAGUGAAAGAAAUACCUUUAGCAUGGAGGAUCAAUUCUGUUUGUUUCAUUGAGGUUAGGGAAGUAUUUCCUGAAGUUAACUUCUUAGCAUAUUAAUUCAACCUACUCAAAUAUUGAGGCAUGUUAUCUAGACUUAUGUCUUGUGAUCCAGCAUUUUACAAUGCAAAUCAUGAUCAGGACAGCAUUUAAGUCACAUCAAAUGCAAGAACUUCACUACAACUUUGAUGCUCACCAUCAUAUAUUUUAAGAAAAUCUGUGAUUAUAUCUUAUGUAAAUUCUUUUAUUUAAUUACACAUCAGUCGACUAGGUUUUUUUAAUUAUACAGACUGCACCUGUUCAUAGCAGUCUAACGCAAUUAAUUUGGUAAAAGAAAGUUCAUUGUUAAUAUUAUUUUAGUCUCUUUUCUUAGCUUGCUAUUCUCCUUAUUUUUUACCCCAAAUUCUGUUACACAAGAACCAUUAAUAAAGAAAAUUGUGACUGAUUAAAAUAUUUUUUUCAGGGUAAUCUCAUUGCGGUUGGUGGCGAUGAUAGAAAUGUCAUAAUUUUUGAUGUUCUGAGUGGCAAGCAGGUGCUAUCAUUAGACUGUGCCAAGCCUGGGGAUAAAACUUUUAACAGGUGAACAUUCGUUGUAUUACUGACAUUGCUUUUAUUAAGUUAAAAUCUUACUUGUAUAUUUCCUUGCUCACAAACGCUGUUUUGCACACGCUUUUUAAAGUGUUAAUUCAGCAGUUAACUGAUGUUACUGAACUCAGUUUGUUAUCAGUUUAAAUAUGUUUUUAAUCACUUUGACAAAGGUCUAAUUUAAAAAUCCAGAUUUUCAGCCUUAUAAAUUAUUUUUCUAUUUGAUUUUUUUUUUUGACGACACUGCAGGUUGGUUGUAAAUUGUAAUAUUUUUUUUUAAAUUUUAAUCUUUGCAUUUGAUGAUGUUUUUGUUUAAUAUAUGGACUCUACCAAUUUUAAUAUAUUUUAGCCGUGUACGAAGUGUUUGUGUUGUAAAUAAUGAAGAGGACAAGCUCGUUGUUGCUGGAACUGCUAUUGGAAACAUAAUGAUGUUCAAAGUCAGCUUGAAGGAGGUAGUAUUUAUAAGAAAAAUUAUAACUUUUGUAAUUGAAUGGGUAGACUUUUAUCCUUGUACAAAGUAAUAUAAAAUUGAUAAGACUAAAAUGUAUUAUACCGGUACAUUGAAUUUAACUAUGACUAGUGAGAUUUAAUAAUUGAUUUAUUGUUAUUGUUUACUAAUAAUGAAUGAAAAGCGAAGGUUAUGGUUUUUUAAAAUAAAACAAAUCAUUGAUCUACUAACUACAGUUUAAUGUAAAUUAUAAUAAUCAUUCCAACGAUGCAGAACAGGAUUUGGUGCAGUAUUGUUAAAUUGAAUUAUAAGAAAGAUUAAAUAAAUUCUUUGCCUUUUUUCAUUCUAGAGUCAAGAGGUUGUUGAGUUAGUUUUGUUUUAUGAAACCAGGGUUAGAGUAACUUGCCUUGCUGCAUAUAAUCAUUCAGCUGUGAUUCAAAGCAAUGGUAAACUUUAUUAAUUAUGACUUCCUACAUUUUUAUGUACUUUACAAUUUAUUUACCCAAUCUGUUAUUUCAUAACUGCAAUGUCAAUGUACAAUAUAUUAAAGAAAAAGUUUGCUUAAAGGUGCUGUUUUAUUAGCUUGUUUUGAAUGAAACUGCUUAUUUUAAAUUUUGUCAAAAUUUUCUUACACUUGCACCCUGACAGAAAAAAAAGAGAAAAAUUUAGCACUCAAAGCUAAAAAGAAAAGAAAAUCAAAAAAAGUAGAGGAAGCAGCUGGUGAUGAUAAUAAAAAAGAAGAAGCAGACAGCAGAGUGAUAGAAGAAGACAGCAACUCAGAAGAAGAUGAUGCUGUCAUGGAACAACCACAAAAAUCACCUAAAAAGAAUCCAAGCAAAAAAAGAAAAUUAAAUGGAGACAUCGAGAAGUCUGAGCCAGUUGAAAGAGGAAGGAGUAGACAAAAAAAGGGUUAAUUUCUUUAAAAAAAAAAAUUAUUGUCUUUUUAUUUUGAAUUUCAUUGAGACCUUAACCUUUUAAAACUUUAAACACCCUUUUAAAAUACUUAACGUGGGUUUGUUUGUUUGGGUUGGACUUCUUUGAGCCCAUAUUUCUGUUGGUUUGUGACAUCACAAUCUCGUGGUACAUUUUGAUAUACCGGUAUUUAGUUUAGGCUGCCCUGCUAUUAUUCCCUUCUCUAAAUCUGUUUGCUCGGUGCUAAUGGCCAAUCUCAACAUAUUUAACACAUUGUACCCCUCUUGUACAUGGUGAUCGAUGAUGCAGAUGUCUUUAUAAAUAAUGCGCAAGAAAUUGAUUGGCCAUAUUAUUGACUGGGCUAAGUGGCCCUUACCACAAUCAUCUAAACAAUGUUUAUUUAAAUUUUUGAAUAAUUGGUCAAACCUCCUGCGCAGUGACCCAUGAUUUUAAAGGUAGCUGAUAAAAAUAGAAUAGAUUUUACUGUGGCCAUUAGUCUAAUGUAAUAUUAGCAGUGUAAUAGUCUUGAUAUAAAAUGGGUUACAGAAAAAAUGUUUUAUUUACUUUUUUUAAAUGAAUUUUUAAAAGUUAAUCUAGGCAUCUUACAAUAGUUCCAUAAGUUAGAAUAUUUUUUAUUCAUUGUUAUAACAUGUUCAUUUCAGUUUCAAUUCAGCCACAGAAAGAAGAUAACAAGAAAAAGAAACCUAAGCAAAAAUGAUUAAAAUUAAAUUAUUUUUGUAUAUAAAAUAAAUUACUAAAAAGGUUAUGAUACAUUUUUGUUGUGUUUUUCUAGAUUUCACGUUCAGCUGUUUUGAGUCAAAUAAAUACAACAGUAAUGUAGAUAUGUAAAAUUAAUUUCUGUUAAACUUUUCAAAACAAAGUAUUUAUCAAUGAAAUUUCUCCUUGAUAAUACUUAGAGCUUUGCAUUUAAGCCAGUCAUGUGCAAAUUUAUCACCAAUUUAUGACUUUUAGUUUUCUUGUUUAUUUAUGAAGAAAAUCAUAAUCUCAUACAUUAACACUGGUUACACCUGAUCUGCUUUAGAACA
Molecule: messenger RNA, 5916 nt
Organism: Lymnaea stagnalis (great pond snail)
Lineage: Eukaryota; Metazoa; Mollusca; Gastropoda; Lymnaeidae
Source: the annotation of a GenBank genome assembly